Molecule: messenger RNA, 782 nt
Organism: Eucalyptus grandis
Lineage: Eukaryota; Viridiplantae; Streptophyta; Magnoliopsida; Myrtales; Myrtaceae
Product: auxin-responsive protein SAUR78
Exons: 1
Coding region: 91-501 (136 amino acids)
Biological process (GO): response to auxin
Source: RefSeq, a predicted model, not a curated record
UCCUCCUUUCUCCUCCACCUCCACCUCCGCCACCAACAUCUCUCUCCAAAGCUCACCUGAAAUUGUCUCUCUCGCUCUCCCUCCCUGAAAAUGGCGAAAAUGGGAAAGCUCACGAAGCUCAAGUCAGCCAUCAAGAGAUUCCCCUCCUUCUCCAAGCUCUCCCGCAGCAACUCCUCCGCCGCCGCCGUCGCUGCAGAAGACGAUCCCAGGAGCGCCGCCGCCGCCGCCGGAGCGGGCCGCGACGUGAGGGCGGUGUACGUGGGGAAGUCCCGGCGCCGGUACGACGUGAGCGCCGACGUGUUCGAGCACCCGCUGUUCCAGGAGCUGGUCGACAAGUCGUCGCCGUCGUCCUCCUCCUCCCCGCUGUCGAGCGCCGCGGCGGUGGUGUCGUGCGAGGUGGUGCUGUUCGAGCACUUGCUGUGGAUGCUGGAGAACAGCGGCGACGGGGGCGCGCAGCUGGGGUCCACCGACGAGCUGGUCGAGUUCUACACGACUUGUUGACAUCGAGGGGCUUGUCGGGCACCACCGCAUUCUUUUGAUCUCAUUGCGAGUUUGAUGAUGAUGCUGAUGAAUUGAUGAUGAUGAUUAGGAACAAGUGUAAAGAGUUUAGAGAGCUAGAUUUGAAAAAUAAAGAGAAAAUUGAGGCGAUGAUGAGUGUCUGUUAUCCCAUAGUUUCAUUUAUAUAUUUCUUGACUUCCGGAUGAUGUAUAUGGUGAAAGCCGAUAGGUGAAAAAUUUAGGGUUUGUUCUAAUUAAUUGUGCAUAGCUUGAUUGAAGAGUAAA